CUUUAUUAACCCGCUUAGGGCUCAAUAACAAAAUCCGUGCCAAACAUGAGGGAGAAAAUUAUGCUUCUCUUGAAGAUGUCAAUCCAGCCAACCAGUUUAUACGUGACAAUGAUGCCCAGUAGAGGAUCCUGGGAUUGAGACCUGACUCCCCUCCCACUGAUGGCCUGGGCUGAGUUUCAGCUGGCCCGCUGAAGCGAUGGGGAGCUGUUGGAGCUGUCUAUACAGAGACCCCAUUCGAGACAACCAUCUCACCAAAUUUAAGGUCACCAAUGUGGAUGAUGAGGGUAAUGAGCUGGGUUCUGGGACUAUGGAGCUCACACAGACAGAGAUCAUUCUUCAUACACGCAAGAGAGAUGCCAUCCGGUGGCCAUAUCUGUGUCUGCGGCGCUACGGCUAUGACUCGAACCUCUUUUCUUUUGAGAGUGGCCGUCGCUGUCAGACUGGUCAAGGAAUCUUUGCAUUCAAGUGCUCCCGGGCAGAGGAGAUAUUCAAUCUGCUCCAGGAGUUGAUGCAGUGCAACAGCAUCAAUGUUGUGGAGGAGUCAAUGAUGAUGACCCGCAGCGGUCAAACACCAGAGAUGGAUAUGCCUCGUACCCCACAGACUCCAAAUACUCCAGCAUUCCCCGUCCAGGGUUUCCCCAAUGGAUACCCUGGUUAUCCAAUCAGAGGUGAUUCCUCUCAACUCUCUCUUGCCGAUGAUCAUGGCCACAGCCUCAUGGGCUUAGACGACCAGGCCCACACUUAUGUUAAUACUGUUAGUAUGGAGGGAGAUCUCUCUAUGCGUCACUGUGUACACUCCCUACCUGAGGUGCGGACAAGCUCAUUUCCUGAGGCAGCGCGGGGACCCAUGCCCGUCGGAGGCCAAGGAGGUACGCAACCAAACUUGCGCUGCUGUCCCAUAGAGGAACACAAAGAUCCCCAGGUGUUCUUACAGCCGUCCUCGCAGGAGGUCAAAUUCAGGCUGGGACCCACGCCAGCACAGCGCCACCUACUGGAAAGGGAGAGAGAAAUGGAGAGGUUCGGGCACAAUCCUCAUAACCAUCAGCCAGUAGAGGGAGCCACAGGUUCAGAAGUGGAAAGCGACGACCCCUCUAUGCACAUGUGCAAUUCACACUCCUAUCACCAUUUCCACCACCUCAUGCACCGGCAUGCAGGCCAUGAACACCAAGAGGUUUGCAAGAACAGCCAGCUCACUUAUGAGAACAUCAAUGGCCUCAGGAGCAGCCGAAAGCAGAGGCUAAGUCCCAGUAGUGUGUCCCAGUCCGUGGGUUCAAGCAGCAGCAGCAGCACUGGGGACAGCCACACUCACUCCCUCCUCCACCCACACCCCCACGGCCCAUCAUCUCUACCCCCACAGGGCUACCCUUGCGAGAGGGGUCUGGGCGGAAGUCACCGUCGAACGGCUCUGCUCAACUACGAGAACCUACCCUCUCUGCCUCCAGUGUGGGAGUACAGUGCUCUGCAGCGGGACGAAGAGCAGGAGGAGGAGGACGAUGAGCAGGAUGAAGAGGAGUAUGAGGAAGAAGAGGAAGACUUUGACGAGUAUGAGUUCUCGGAGGGUCCCGGGACGCCCAAUGGUUAUCACCAGGACAGCCGCGGUAUCCACAGAGACGCCCUUCAGAACUACGUCAACACAGAGCAGGUCCAGUCAACGCGGCUUCGACAUACCUGCCCCCCACACCCGCAGGCAUGUCAGUCUGACAGAGGUGGGCGAGUAUUUAGCUUUGAUUUCCGCAGGCGGUCAGGGGCGGGGGUUGGAGGCUGUGAGCACGGCCAUAUGCCUCCAUCCCGGCAGCUGAACUACAUCCAGGUGGACUUGGAGGGGGAGCCACCCUGCCAAGGCCACAGCGGUGGGGGUGCCCAGUCCCAACCACAGCCCCAGCGCCUACCACCCCAAAAAUGUGGUCAACCGGCACCCCGGCGCAGUGAGUUCUACGCGGUUAUCGACCUGAAGAAGACGGCUGCCAUGUCCAAUCUGCAGAAAGCUCUUCCCAGGGACGAUGGGACUUCCAGAAAGACUCGCCACAACAGCACAGACCUGCCUCUGUAA
This is a messenger RNA of Lampris incognitus (smalleye Pacific opah), 2050 nucleotides long. RefSeq names its product fibroblast growth factor receptor substrate 3 (gene frs3). The record is from RefSeq and is a predicted model, not a curated record. Gene Ontology annotation, cellular component: cytoplasm. Gene Ontology annotation, biological process: cell surface receptor protein tyrosine kinase signaling pathway. Bases 197 to 2050 code for a protein of 617 amino acids. Lineage: Eukaryota; Metazoa; Chordata; Actinopteri; Lampriformes; Lampridae. The transcript has 7 exons.